Hyalella azteca is the source of this 1387-nucleotide messenger RNA. Its product is annotated as transmembrane protease serine 9-like. Gene Ontology annotation, biological process: proteolysis. Gene Ontology annotation, molecular function: serine-type endopeptidase activity. The record is from RefSeq and is a predicted model, not a curated record. NCBI's taxonomy places the organism in Eukaryota, Metazoa, Arthropoda, Malacostraca, Amphipoda, Hyalellidae. The transcript has 12 exons. The annotation marks the transcript as partial.
AGGGCCUGGAAUCUGUUCUCGGUGAUUGAAUCAAAAUUAAUCGUAAGAAGAGCCUAUACAAUGGCUGCUUCCAUUAUGAGUGCGUCGACAUGCGUAUUCUUGCUACUUAUCUUGACUGCCACUCUUGCUGUGAGACGAGACUCCAUCGCUGACUUCAUCCCAAAAGUCCCGGAACGCACGACCACCACUCCGGUCACUCACUUAACUCCAGUGCUUCGGUCAGCGUUUGUCAGAAAUUGCGGCCAAGUGGCCUCCAACGCUGGAACUCAUCGUUUUCCGUGGUUGGCGGUGAUGGGGCGCGGCGUUCGUGAUGGUACCCAGUGGGUGUGCAAUGCAGUGCUGCUCAGCAGAGACUGGCUGCUCACCGCUGCCCACUGCCUCAAAAAUGAGAAUGCUGAUGUCGUGAGACUGGGCGGUUCUGACAGCAAUAAUGACUACGUGUUUGACACCUACAUCAUUCACCCUCUGUUUGGAAUAAACAGCACCUUCGCCAGCAGGUUUACCCACGAUCUUGCUCUUGUUAAACUCAGGGACAGCGCGCUUCUGUCGGAGAGCGUGCAGCCCUUGUGUCUGCCUGACAAAGCCGUGGUGGGUUCCCUGCUCGGCAAGCGCCUCACCAAAGCCAUGUAUGGUAGUAACGGAAAAUUAAAGCUUCAACACGGAGAGGUAACUGUGUUGCCUCUGACUCGGUGCAGCUACUUUAACGACCAAUCUCCUGAGAAUUACAAGAGUUUCUCUGAUGAUCAGGUUGCCUGCUUGGGCGACCCAGUUGGAGAGCUCGACAGUUGUAUGGGUACUUCAGGGUCACCUGUGACCUUCCAAUCAACAUCGGGUCACCACAUUCUGGCUGGCAUAGUCACCAUAGGCCGAACAUGCAACUUAACAGCGUUUCCUGAAGGCGCCGUACCACUCAGCACCCCCAUAUAUCUUAACUGGAUAAGAGACACCAUAUCUGCACAAGGGGGAGGCUGUGGCGUGAAGGUGCGACGUACAGACGACAGCAGCUGGCCAUGGCUGGCAGGGCUGUACACGCAGAGGUACAGAGGUGGAGUGAACACCCUAAACUUGUUCUGCAACGGAGUGUUGAUGAACCGGCGCUGGGUUUUGACUCCAGCUCAUUGUAUUCAAAAUAAAACGUACAUCUCUGAGGGAGUCAUUCGCUUUGGAGGCCCUCUCGGCAGUACAGUAUAUUCAAUAGAGUCUGUUGAGAUUCAUCGUGAAUACGACUCAAGUGCAGCUCGUAUGCUUGGCAUGGCUCUGUUGCGUCUUGUGGCAGAUGUCCCAUUCACGAGUGAAGUGGCCCCGAUCUGCUGGCCCCAGCCCUGGGAGGAGCCGCUCCCAGAUGGCAGCGUGUAUACGAGAACUGCGAUAAGACUUGAUAUUUCCA